AUGGAAAUAACCCUUUCAUUCCAUCUGAACCUCUUUCCCCUUUCCCUCUUUCUCUCUUCAAUUCCGAAUGUGUGCUCCUCUCAGAAAUUAGGGUUUUUUCUUUCCCUCAUUCCUCUUCAAAACCUCACAACCAAAACUAAAGAUGUUAUAUUCCCUAAAAUUUGCCCAACUCUCGACAUCUUCUUUGGAUGGGUAAGUUUCUACACUUUUAGUUUCAGAUUUUUGGCGAUUUCUCCCUUACGUUGCUAUGUAUCUAUAUCAUAUUUAUAUAUAUAUACUGACUCCGUAGCCUCCACCACUUCGACAACGGCGACAACGGAACCCCCGGAAGAGGCCGAAGAGACACCGCAGACAAAGCUUGAGUCCGAGAAGCCUGCUCCGGUUUCUUCCAGGCCACUAACACCACCAUCAUUUGGACCGGCUUACAGCAAUUUCCAAGUUGACUCUUUUAAAUUGAUGGAGCUUCUUGGACCAGAGAAGGUUGAUACUGCAGAUGUAAAGCUCAUUAAGGACAAGCUCUUCGGGUAUUCUACAUUCUGGGUGACCAAAGAAGAGCCUUUUGGAGACCUUGAUGAGGGUGUUCUUUUUGUUGGGAAUUUAAGGGGGAACAGAGAAGAAGUGUUUGCCAAACUCUAA
Humulus lupulus (European hop) is the source of this 636-nucleotide messenger RNA. RefSeq names its product probable zinc metalloprotease EGY1, chloroplastic. The coding region runs from base 1 to 636 and encodes 211 amino acids. NCBI's taxonomy places the organism in Eukaryota, Viridiplantae, Streptophyta, Magnoliopsida, Rosales, Cannabaceae. The transcript has 2 exons. The record is from RefSeq and is a predicted model, not a curated record.